Molecule: messenger RNA, 36846 nt
Organism: Xyrichtys novacula (pearly razorfish)
Lineage: Eukaryota; Metazoa; Chordata; Actinopteri; Labriformes; Labridae
Source: the annotation of a GenBank genome assembly
GGUUAGUUGAAGCGCUAGUGGACUCCAACAGCUAGCUGGCUAGGGCGUUGCUAGCGGCAGAAAGUGGGAUUUUUGUUACCUCUCAGCAACUUAUAUUCUUGUACAAAUAACGUCUCGCGGCGGAAAAAAACGGCGUUAGAUGUUCCCUUCAAGUUUUAAAGCGUCUGGUGUUUUUUAUCGUUGUUUACAGAGACCUGGUGUUACUUUCUGUCCCGUUAGCUGGCCGCAUAGCUAGCCUGCUCGCAUCCACGGGAAUUCUGCCGAGAAACGACUGAAAUCUGGAAACAUGGAGUCAGGGAUCGCAGCGCUCAGCUAACCGACUCCACUGGAUUUUAUUUCGUCAAGGAGACUUUUUGAGGGACACAAUACGGGGAAACGUCGUCAAAGAGUCCACAUUCAUGCCGUGUUCUGUGUAUAUUUUUCGGUGGUCGGCCGGCUUGUUGUUGUGAAUGGGAGUUUGCUUAGUUUGCACUCGAAACAAGAGCACACGAAGCAAAGUUUUUUGCUGAAAGAGCUCGUCUGUUUUGUUAGCUGGUAGCUCGCGAGAUUCAACUGCCAGUCUGCCCUUGAAAAAAGGGUUUCUAAGAAAAAAUACGUCCUCUUUUAAUUGAGCAUUUAGCCCGUUUGGUUAAUGUAUCUUUCGUCGGUUUAACAUUAGCUGCAGUCGUGUUGCUUGUGUGUUACACGAGCCGUUUAAACUCGGAAUUGAGCGAUUCUCAUGGUCACGGGAGAGUCGUCCCCACAGCCACAGACAGGCAUUUCUGGGAGCAGGGAAUACCAAAUGGGACUGCAGGACUUUCCAGCAUCUUCACAGAUCAUUUAGGAUCCGAGGCCAUUCAGCCGAGCUGGGGUGGUGGCAGACGGACUACAUCGCUGGGCCAAGGUGUCUGUUACAUUGGAAUACAGAUUGUUUACACAUUUCACAUCGGCGGAAAACUGGGAUGUGAAUGCACAGGAUUCACCCAAGGAGUUCAUACAUGCACGACAAUUUAUGCCAGCUGGUGCCGUGUAUUUAUUCCUGUUGCCAAAAUAUUGUUCAUUGCCGGGGUAGGAUAUCAUCUGACUGCAGCUAAUACGGCAGAGGCCCCGAUUAAUUUUUAAGGUCUGCACUGUAGACGGAUUCCUUACUGCUGUUACAUUUGACAACGAGUAUUGGUGCACCCAUAGUAUUUAGGCUGUAUUUUUGUCCCCUGCAGUGUUUGGACGUGCCAGCUGUGUCCUACAAUUAAUUUAUUCUCUACCAUACCAGUCACUAAAUCCUCGCCUACUUCAGACGAAUGCCAGAGAAGGACGCGCCACUAAAUCGCCUCAUCACACUCUGGAAAAUGUUAAUCGGAUAUAAUUUGCUGCAAAUCUAGAUCCGGAAGCCCAAUGAGUGACACACAGUCCAGCUUCACUGACAGGUACAGUAUGCAACAACGUUUAUUUUCUCUCCAUGCACUGUCUGUACUGCUAUUGUACACUAUAUUUUGUUGCUGUUUCUUGAUUUUGUUUUGAGGACAUGAAUCUGAAACCCACUGUUUGAUGAAAACAUGUUUGACAUGUUCCAGGCAAAGCACUUCUUUGUGGUGAUGUGUUCACUAAUAACUGGGUUAUACAAUCUAAUUACUAAGGUAAGACAUCAGAUCUUUAUGGAAACUGUGCUGAUCUCAGCAAGGGUAAUGGAGUCGUCCACAGACAGUAAAGUACUACUUGUCCAUGAAGUGAGAAGGCCACUGCCACUGUCUGUAUGUGUGCCAGGGACCAGCCGCCCAAUGAUCCCUGCACACCUUUCAACAUCACCAUUACCUCUAAGCCUUUAAAGCCAGCCUUCUCAUACACCUAUUAAAACAAUCUCUGGAUUUAGACGAAAACGUUUCUUUGUUGAGUAAUCACCGUAUCUGAGGCAUCCUUUACCUUGAACUCAAAGGUUAAACACUGUUGCCAGCACCAGCCUGCUAAAUAGUGUCAUGGCCUGAAAAUCAAGCUUAAAAGCGGAGAGGGAUCAGUCUGUCCCAUCCUAAUCCACUGUUCUGUUAUUGCAUCAUUAUUAGCAUGGAUUCCUUUCAGUGUUGUUCCUGGAGAAUAAAGAGGUUUCUAUCCUCAGUUUGAUGUACCUUGGCAUUGUAACAGAGAAGUGAGGCUCCUGAGUUAUGUCAUGUGCCGUCCCACCUGAAUCCCACAUACCUGUAAGGAGAGCUGGCCAAUACAGUGGAAUGUUGUUGGUGGGUUUUUAGGCCAGAAGGAAGCUUUAUUGCACAUGUUGGGAUCUGAGAUAUCCUCAUGGGCUAGGGCAUGAGCUAGAGGCUAAAGCCCAACCCCAUUUUACACGAACCCCCUCCCCCACUGCAAUGAUGGCAAUAGUGACUGGCACCAACUGCUAUUGUGGUGCUCUUCAUUUAGUGUCAUUUCAAACAGUAUUACCACAACACUUUGGGUGGCACCUGCAUGGCAAGCGUACAAAGCCGUAACCUACCACUCACAAAGUAUUAUUGGCCUUAAACUACAUUUGAUGCCAAGAAGAACCUUAGAUGCUGUUGACAAGUGUAAUAUGUCUUAGAAUAAUGUGAAAUGUAUUACUUCUCUGAGACCUGCUCCUGAAAAAAGAAGCUUUAUGUAUUGGUUUGCUUUUGUUUUUGAAGAAAUACAUGUAGAGUGAAUUUGUUCUGAUUUUAUAAGUUCUACAUCCUUUAAGUCAGAAUAAGCAUGAUGCAGGCCAUCUUAUUAGUGCACAACAAAAUGAUAUGCACCAGUUUUGAGACCAGGCAAGCAACUAUCUCUGUGCUGUUUAUCAUCAGAUUCGAGUUGGCCUGUUAUUUUAAUGAUCAAGUUGACCACAGUGUUUAUCGUUGUUUACUCCUGGUUGAUUGUAAGUAUUUAAUUGGUUUACAGGUUGCUCUGAGUCACUUACUCCCUACUGUCUUUAGUCCGUCUACAUCUCCCUGUCCCUGCUUUCUCUUCCUCUACUCUGUGUUGUGUUGUGCAUUUUGUUUUCCUCUGUUGGCUGUUGCAUCCCACAUCUAUUGGGGUUGGGCCACCACCAGCCGAUGGGUCAGUUUAGUGUGCUGUUAGCUCUUUGUCAUAGGGAUCUGCUGAUCUCCACGUUUUUUCCCACCCCCCCUCUCUGAGGCCCUCCCUGGAAGUGGUGCUGGUGACAUCACUAAUGGUAAACAAUAGCUUUCAGUGGAAGCAAACUGGUUGCAUGGUCCUGUGCAGGCCCAUCAGUGUGGUUCAGGUGAAUACUGGGAAGCAGGUUCGAUUAUGUCUGAUGGGGAUGCAGCGUCACAUUAUCGACUUGUGAUGCAAUCAACAAGUUUGACAUUUGCUGACUUAUUGUUGUAGAAAGACUGAAUCAUUAAAUGACAUUUUAUUGAGCUAAAUGGUCACUAAGGGUUUGUUAGAUAUUGAAAUAGAUGUCAUUUGAAGUUAUGUCAGUGGACUCAGUGAUUUUUUUUAACACUAAAUGAUAAUAGCAGUACUGGCGUUUGUUUUUCUGCCCUUGAAUCAGUUCCCUCCUAAUAGAUGUUCUGACGAGUACUUCUGACAGCUGGCUCUCCUUGUAUGCGUCUCCUGUAUUUGGCAUCUCUCUCUGAUAAUGCUGUAAGCUUCUUCUCCAUCUAGUCAGCACUGAUGCUGGGGGAGCUGUGUCAGCUGCUCUGAACUGUACAUUAUGAGUGAUCAGAGGUGCACAUGCCUCCAGCUCAGCAUGCAGCACAGAAUGGUUCUGUCUGUCUAUACAGCGUAUAUGUCUCCCACAAUUAAAAGUAUAAGGGAGGUUUUGCAGACGAUGAAGUCAAAACCAAUCUUUUGACUUUAUGGCGCUUAAAAAAUCUAGUGAGUAUAAACUGAUUGGUUGAUUGAAGGUUGACUGAUCAAAAAUAAAAAAGAUAAUUAAAGCAAACAUUACAUUUGCACUUCUGGAAAUAAUUAUGAUUAUGUUGUUUACAAAUCAGAGAGGUGAUUUGAGAAUAAAUUACAGUCCUAGUUGCAGCCUCUAAAUUCUCUGCAUCAAGGUUCUUAAUACUUUGUAAUUCGGCCAACUUUACUCAUACGGAAAUAUUGUGGUUUUCCCCCAGGCAGUGAUGUUUCAAGACUGCAAAGGAGUUGCACUUUCUCUCCCAAAAUUAAGUCGAGAGAAGAGACAAAACUCUCUGAAUAAUUUACAACCAUACCUUGUGCUUUGUUAUGAUAGCUGUAGGCCUUUCUUUUCCACUGAAAUCUUUGUCACAGCGUUUUUUAGGUCACAGCAAACUCUUGCCAGCCUUACGAUCCCCAGGUUCUUGCAAGCCGAUCAAUGUCUGUAAUUUUAAGGGUAUUAGUGACCUGUGCUGUUUGCAAUCGAUGCAUAUGGUUGUUUGCAGAUUUUGCAGUCUCAUUUUUGAGGAUCCUGGUUAAAGAACAGAGAAGAGAAUAAAUAGUUUAAACCCGAGGAACAUGUUUUUUAUCCAUAAAAUAAAUGCCGAUGUAAGCAGAUCUUUUUAACUGUGUAGCGUCUUAGUGAAGUAUGGUGGCGGUGUAUGCUGAAACGUUAGAAAAGCAAGAACACCUGUGUCGUCUUAUGCAACCAAACAGAACAGCUGUGCAAUAAAUCCUAGCAUUUAUAAGAAGUAGCAUUUUAAGAUUUGGUUCAGAUUGUGUGCAAGAGGUCUGGAUUCAUUUCUGUGGUAGAGCUGGAGGUUGUGAUUCAUGAUUGUCAUGCAAUGAACGGAAAACUGGUUCAUUUUCAAUUAUAAAGCCAGAUGAUCUCUUGCAAGCAGAUAGUUUUCAGUCAUAAGUGUUAAGCUAUUUAUACUACAUAAACGGUUGUGUAGCUUUCAUACUGUUUGCACAUCAGUAAAGAAGUAGUUUGAUGGCAAACUGGAUCACAACAUUCAUUAGUGGAUAUUUUGUGCCAGAAGUCCUCUGUUGAAGCUGGGUUAAUGUCAUGAUAAAAAUGAAUGUGAGUCAUUAUUGUUAGUAACUUUGUUGGUCUAUGGGUCUGGAGGACAGUAAUAAAGGAUUGCUAAGUUUAUAGCAAGCAGCAAAGCACUGGGCUAGAGAAAUGAAGCUGAUGUGAUAGUGUUGAAAAGAAGAAGCUCUGGAAAUUGCACACACAUUCAAAAAAGCCCUUCUUUACAGAAAAAAAAACAUAUUUUUAGCCUGGAAAAAGCUGUUCAGAUUAUCUCAUUUCCCUUUCUUCACACAAUGUGCAGGGGGGAUUUUUUUAAACUCACUAGUUUCUCAUCAGAGGUCUGUGAUGGGAUUUUCUCACCUCAGCCACACCUCUUGUCUUCCUGCAAGGUCAGUUAUUAGGUAGAGUCAGCAUUUCCAGUAUGAUGACCGCCAUUGAUAGGCUUCAAAACUGUAUUUCAAAACCCAUGGAACCAACAUCACAGAGGCUACAACCAUGUUUAAUACUGCGUUUAUAGUAACAAUCGACCUUUCAGCCUUUGUAAUAUGAGCUGAUUCCAGUUAAUUUAAAGUAAAAUAAGAUAAUCGUGAUUGUCGACUAUCAUCAUAUUAAGCUGACUCCUUUUGGUGGGUUAAUAUAAUUAUAGGAGGUCCACUGUUUUUAUUUAGAUGAUUUUAAAAAGUUUAUUUGUUGCAUUAGUUUGACUUAAAAUAGACCAUGGAAAUACAUGUAAACACACGGGUCUCACUGGAAUUGCACCAAGUUGAAAUUCUCAUAGCUGGACGUACAGACCUAGAUAACGUGGUUGGGUAUUAUUUCCUUGCAUGUGGACAUGUCAAUUGGACUCAAACUACCUUCAUGCCAUGUACAUCAGGUAUCAUUACACCUGCCACAGAUACAUUUAGACUGAAGUCACUACUUCAAGGAAAAAUGCAGACUGUGAUUGGUUAGCUUUUUCCUUCUGCAUCAGUAGCCCCAAAAACUGUCUGAUGUCCCUCCUAACACAUUCACCACAUCCUCUCACUCUUGUGAAUUAUGGUAUCAAAGGCUAGCACUAAUUAAAUGACACACCGCCCUACUAGGUAAUCAUUUCCCUUGUGUCACCCUGCAGUAAUCUUGCAGACAGUGAUGCAUUUAGCGCAGCGUUCUGCUACUAUGUUUUGUUAUUGAUGACAUGGUCACAUUUUAUGAUAGCUGGCAGCCAUAUAUUCUCCAUGCUGAGAAAAAAAAAAAACCACAGUAUUUUCCAAAUAUAUUUCAUGGCUGUGAAAAAAAGCAAGGCCCCUAAACUAUCUUUUUCUUCAAUUAUUAGUUGAAAGGUCUGUUUGGAGGUUUUGAUUUUCAGUGUUAUUUAGUCACAGAAUGUAAAUAAGGACCAAAGAAUGACUUUACUCACACCUGAAUGUGACUUUGGCACGCACACACCAACUCUCACCAACCUCUGUUCGUUCUUGUCAGGUCCCAUUUCACUCUUUCUCACACGCUCUCUAAAUCACAUCUAUCUUUUAUUCUAAUCGUUGCCUCCAUUAAGCCCUUUUCCCAUCACUACCACUAGAGAUGUUUAAAUAUCAUUUACCCUUCCUGAUUUAGAUUUUAACUACUGCAGCUUUGGUUUGCCAAUACGCUCUAGACACUAGAGUAGAGUAACAAGAAGACAAAGGUGAAGAAACACCAAUGGUUGAAUUAUGGCUUGCAGGUUACACACCUGCACCACCAGGUAGAUUGGAAUCUCCCCUGUUGUCCAGUUUGCUUAGAGGUUUCUCCACCUUUUCUUUCAGUAUCAAAAGUUGCCUUUUUCCUCUGUAAACCAUGAUUCGUGUGUCGGCAGUAAACAACAAUCUGCAGUGCUGUCAGGAUUCCUCAUUAUUUAGUUUUCGUCUCUUUUUGUCUCUAUGAAGCCCACAGAUCAAACAGCUGAUCAGAUCGCUGCAGGCAAAAGAACACUAUGUAUGUUGCGUUCACAAAUUGUGCAAAAAUGGAUGGGUAUUUUGAUGGCAAAGUUAACUCAGAGGAGUGCUUUGGGUUUCUCAAAAUGAACUAAUUUACAUGGUAGAGUUGAUCCCAUCUGCGGUGAACUGUUAGCUUAUCUUGCCUGCCACAUCUCUCUGCAGUUUCUCAUCAAAGGGGCAGAGCUGACGGGCAUCUAUUGUGGCUGGUACACAAUAGUGACAUGUGACUCAUACAACCCCACUUCAAAAAUACCAGAAUAUCCCUUUAAUUCCACCAACAAACACACUAUUUUUGUUGGUUAUAUUCUUAUAAUAUUCGGACCAAUACCGGUACUAGAAUUGGUCAAAUUUAAACACCAUUCACCACCAAAACAUUGUGUUUGUAGAACUGUGCUUUCACCAUAUAGCCAUACAGAGACACAAUGGUUGUCCCAUUCUGUUAAGUUUUUGUCUUUCAUGUGUGAUUUUUGAUGGUUGAUAAUAAUAGAGAAAUCAAAAUGGGCUAAGAGGGCAUAAAUGUACAGAAAGAUGGAGGGGAAAGGAAAUAGGCGAUGCCCCAGGGGUGGAGACGUUGUAGAAGUAGGUGAAGUCUGGGGCUGUGGCUGUGGCAGGGGCACUGACUAAGUGAAGGGGGAGUUGGGGGUUUUUUCACCCAGCCCUGUGAUGCUGAUGCUUGUGGACAUCCUCUUCAAUCCUGCCUGGUUAGUCUGAAGAGCUUUAGGGCUCAAACAUUACUUUCACUCCACAAAAGACUGGAUCACUACAAUGGAGGAAAAAGGGGACAAGGCUGAGACAGAGAGAGAGAGAAAAAGAGAGAGGGAGAGAGAGCUGUCUUGCCCCAGUGUCGUGUCCCCACAUGUCCAUGUAAGGGUUUUGUUGCAAUGAACCAGGCUAGUGCCUUCAAGCUAAGUGUGGCACUUGAGGGGUGAUGAUAUCCUGCAGACUGUACUCUGAAAAAUAGAUCGGAUGCUGGUGAUCUAUCUUGUAUUUGUAUCUAAGUGCACACAUAUAUCUACUUAGUGUUGUCUAACACACAAGGAAAUAAAUAGCCGGUGUUUAAAAAGAAGCAUCUCUGCUGUCGGUGAUUGGAUGGGAUUUAUGUAGCAUGUUGAGCCUCCUCCUUUCCUGGGGUCCCAGGAUGGGGAGGCCUUAAUUGAAUACCGUCUCUGUGUGUUUUGUAGAGAGAGACCAGCAACCUGCCGCUGCACCAUGAUUUAUCUCACAUUGCCUCUUUCUGCUGAUUCAGGGGCCACUAGACACUAAAACACCCCUCCACUUCCUCGACAGGAACAGAGAUUCUGUCACCAACCUGCAGACAUGCUGACUUCGAAUCCCUCUGACUGCAGAAAGCGAGGAGAUGAAAAAAGAGGAAAAAAAUGAGGCAGAGAGAGUGCAGGCAAGGGUAAAUGUCCUCAUGUUUUCCCUCAGUGAUGAAUCACUCAGUAAUAUUUUAAGUGUCAUCCUGCAUUCAACAAGCUAGAUUUAUUUUAAGAGGGGUAAGUGAAACAGAUGGAACAUUUUAUAGCAUUGGAGAAGAUGAGGUAGCAGCAAUGUGCUUUUGCUACAAGUUGCAUCAGCUUUAUUAUUACCACCAUAGGUCUGCUUCUUAAAGCCUUUAAUUCAUCUCUGAGGCUUGAACAGGAUCCUUAAUCAUACACACAGCCUGUCUAGGGGUUGAUGUGUCCCUUGUAGACCUUUCUACAUGCCCUUUACUUAGAGUUAAAAGUUAAAUUCACUACAUUCUCUCAGUCCGAAGAAGUUCUUGCGGACAUUGUGUUUCAGGGCUCAUGACUAGCAGCAGCAGUGUGGACAGUGUAGCACGUGGAACCACCUCUUUUCCUUUCCCAGCCCUGGAGGACAGCAGACAGCAUAGCGUGAAGAAAUGUCUAUCCCCCGGCCCUCAUGUCAGGAAUCCUGAUGAGGUUUAUUGGGGCAGAAAGGGCACUGUUUUCCCCCUGAGGCUGUAGCUUGAGCUCCAGAGCUAUUGCUCUUGUCUCCCUUAACACACACCACACCUCUCUCUCUCUCUCUCUCUCUCUCUCUCUCUCUCUCGCUCUCUCUCUCUCUCUUUCUUUCUGUCUGUCUCACUUAAUGUUCUCUUUCUUUAAAUCCACACCUCACUACACACAUCGGAACAUGGCCACAGUGCUGAGGUCACAAGUGGAAACACCUGACAUCAGUGUGUUUGAUAUUCGACUAGGUUCUAAAGCAGAAGGUGGUUUAUAGGAGGAGGACCACCGCAUGGGUGUCGACUACUCCUUUUUCAGUGGCAGGGAGUGGAAAGCUGUGACGUCACGCCGGCUGUGUUUUUGUGUGUGUGCAGUGUGCGUCCGCAAUAUGUGACUCCGGUACAUAGAUUAGACAACAAGCAGCGUGUGUGUUCUCCUUCCUAUUGGCAGGCUGCGAGCAUGAAUCAGGCUUUUCAAGAGACUGUAUCAUUACCCCAUUCAGAUAGAAUCCCAGAACAGUUUUUAGAGACGGGAAUGAAUGGCUGGCGGAGAAGCCAAGACAAGAGGAGACUCUGCCAGUUCCAUAGGGUUCUUCUAAGCAGACUGGUGGCAUGACUCAGCACAAAACCCAGCUGACGACAGCCACAGCCGCCGCCAAUGCCACAGAGUUUCACUUCAGCUCUGCCACGUUUUUCCAGAUUGAUCCAACAUUGGAGGAUGUUUGUGCAACAUGCGAGGUUCACCUCCUGGAAUGAAAAACACCUCAGUCAGAUCUGUGCAGCCUGAAGGCACCUCCCAAAACUCUCCAAUCCUGUCCUAGUUUCAGACAAGCCCCACCUCUCUCAGUCCCGACAGCACCUGAGUUGCUUUGCUACAAAUAGGAGAUUUCACAUUAUCACUGCAUGUCUGUAUGGUUACAACAGCAGAAUUUUUGACAGGAAAAACACAGCCUAAAGCUAACAAUUUAGCAGGCAUCCACCCAGUGCAUUAUAGGUAGUACUUUUUCUCUUGGUCAGUUUGAAUAGUCUGUUUUGAGUUGCCUGUUUUAAAAAGUGGAAUUACUGUAUCUGCUUUUACAGACUCAAAGAGGAACCAAGAAUAACUUGAAGUGCUUCCUGUGAAUCUUGCACGAGUUGGUCCAGUUCCUUAUUGUUCGCUGUUUUCCUUCCUCUUCAGUUUGGGAGAUCCUUUCACAGACAUGGCUGUGUGUGUCAGAGUCCUGCUCCCUCAGGGCUGUUCGUCCCUCCCUCCUUCACUGCUUUUUCUCUAUCCACGCUCUGGUCUACUCUGGUCCCGGCCUCUCCCGUCUUGCUGCCACUGCUGCUGCAGUUGGCCCAGCUCUGCCACAGUUUUCCAUCAAAACACCAAACCUCAAUGGAGCAUUCAAGCCCAGGCCCGCUCCAGAGCUGCCCCUCCCUCCCAUCCCACCCUGCUAUGACUCUGCCUUCUCUCUCUCUCUCUUUUUCACUGCCUGUGAAUUUAACGGCCCCAUCCAGGAAGAGGUCCGCGCUCAGACUUGGAGACUUUUAUAGCUUGGAUCUAAAGAAUUGAAUGAGCUGUGGGAAAUUGAUUUUUAAAUGCUUAAAUAUUUUUCUCUAAAACUUAAGUUAAAGAAGAACUUAAUCCACACUGGUGGAGGCCUCAGUUGUUAGUAUUCCACUAUGAAAAAGUUUUUCCAAGUUUUACCGAGUAAAACAGAGGAGCAAAUCUUCUGUAGGCUGUUUAGUGAUUGAGUUUGGUUCAUUACCAUGGCUUUAAAAGCUAUUUUACAGGGUUUCAUUUUCUGUUAGGCCCAGCUUGACUCAUACAUCUUUUUUCCACGGCUGCAACUCAUGACAAGCUCUACAAUUGAUGAAUUUGCUGAUUAUUUUUGAUAAAUUUUGUGCGAAAAAUGUCUGAAAAUAGUAUGAACAAAAAGUGUAAACCUACCUUUCUAAACUAUUUUUUUGCAGACUGAUUUUCUUAAACCAUAAAUUUAGGUUUGCUCUCAUUGGAGGCGUUACAAUUUCCUAUAUUUCACAACUAAAAUAAUUUUUUGCAGCAUUUUUGGUAGUUCUUUUGUGUUAUGUUGCUACUUGAUCAUUUUUGCUUAAAUGUUUUCGUAUUGGUAAAAAAGUCAUUAAUUGUUCAGAUAACAGAGUGUAUAGAAGAGUAUUUAAAGUAUCAUUAGGACAUAGAACAAUAAACUACUGUUGUCUACUGGAUGGAGAGUCUACUGCCUAUGUGGAGCCAUUGUCAUCGUUCAACAGAGAAAUACUAUUAACCUAUGUGAGCUGCGACUGUGUGUGUCAGUGAAACUGUUCUCAGUAAAACAGAAGAGAAAUGUUGCCCUGGUUGUGAAUUCCUUCUACAUGAUCUGUCACCAUUGCAGUAACCGGGAUCAUUACUUCAAUAUUCUGGGUUUGCUGCAGUGAGCAUGGUGUUUCAAAACUUUUUGCAUCAACAGUAUUUCACUCCACGGUGGCAUCUUUAACUAUGUAGUAUUUCUGCCAUUGGGGCAUGUAUGACUUAUUACAGUGACAAGUCUGAGCUAAGGAAAAUUGAAGCCUGUUAAACCAAAUACCCCGAACUCCACUCCCCUCCCUGCAUAACUAUAACAGUCACUGGUUUUGGACAGUAAAUGGGAGGUUAGGGUUAAUCAUGGUGUUCCAAGUAUGUACUUUUCAAAAACCCUAAGCUGAAUGCAUAAGGCUUGCAAGUGGCAUAUUAGUAUGAGACCCAUGGAUCUUUAACCACCUUAUUUUAUACUUUAGGUAGCUGAUUUAACAAAACUUCCUUAAUUUUGAAAGCAAACUUGAUUUAGAUUUAGCAUGUUUUGGGCUUGUUCCAACCCUGUCUGGGGCCUUGCAUGCUCUCCCUGGUAUACGUGGGUUCCUUGUGGGUACUUCAGUUCCUUCCACAGUCUUAAACACACUUGAUAGGUCAGUUGGUCAGCCUUACUUGCCUGUAGGUGUGAGAAUGUGUGAGUCUGGUUGUCUGUUUACAUCAGGACUAAGAUGACACUAAAUGGUUUAAGCAGGUGGAUGUCUUAAAUAAGCCUUGUUACUGUCGGCUCUUCGUGGUGGUCAGCAUAGUUGUUUAGAAAGAGAGCCAUUAGAUGCAACUUGAGUGAUAAUUAUGACACAGCAGAGUGAGUUUGUUUUCAUGAGCUCCUUCACUUGUAUUACUUAAAUCAGCCCUGAUGACUACAUCUGUCAUUUAAUGGGAGUCUAGUAGGUGUUGAGUUUGUGGUAUUUUUCAGUACUCGCACAGAAUAAUGUGUUUUACUGUAAGACGGCUCUGGUUCAAAAUUGAAAGUAAUUGUCUUUUGUUCUCUCAGAGUCAAGUUUAUAAGCUCAUGUGCAAAUGAUAUCAGCUCUUUGGAGUUCAGUUCACUGUCAUUAAUUGAUUUUGAUACAGCUGUAAAAGCGAACAAACUCACAGUCUGAGUCUGAGAUAUGGCUUCUAUUCAAAGCCUGCAGUUGCAGUUUCUUCCUCAGCCGUUCCCUUCACUUGUCUCCCUUUCACUUCUGCCGUGUCUGUAGCUGAGCUGCGAUGCCGAUGGGUCGUAGUUUUGCACUGUUUCCUGAUUCUUUUUGUCACACCUAAUCAAGCCUAUUUAGCGUGGGAAUCAAUGUGACAGCUCUGCACUGUUCACCCAAGCAGAAAAAUGUCCCUAGAGAGAAAGCUAAUGUUUUAAUUAAUGUGGACCUGCCUACGUUGUAGAGUCAAUGUUAAAAUUAUCACAGACCUCAGCUGUGGUGAUUCAGAUGCUUUCCUGUCAGGCUGUAAUGUAGGAUUUGAAUGUGUGUGUGAGUGUUGAAAUCCACAGCAUAUUACACAAAGGUUUUUUUAUGUACUUCUAUAAGUAUCUUGAAUAAUUCAUCAUUACCUGCAUUCAGCUGAGUAUUAGUCACCCCUUUUGUCUGAACUGGUUUGAAUAUUUGGAGUUUGUUUUUUACGUGAUUGUAUGGUGCUGUGUUGCAUGCCUUGACUUUGUCUCUCUUAUUUAUGUCCAUGCUUUGAUUUUUCUCCACCCCGCUGCGAUUCAGGCAGCUUAUUUCCUGGCUGCAUAAUGACAGGGUAUAAAUUCUUCAUUUUAUAAUUGAAUAUCAGAAUUCAUGUUCUCUUUCCUUUAGACUAAUUUGUUGUUUACAAAACCGUUUUACAACACAGAGCUGAUGUCCAAUGUAGUUUCUGAUGGAUGACUCAUAGCUCUAGGUGAGGAUUAUGGACAGCCUGCAUCGUCAUCCAGCCCUCAGAACUUGAUUUGCUUGUCAUGUUCAUUUGUUCCUGUACGAAAAAACCAAGAACAACAUCUGCCCACUCAGUUUUGCCAUCUCUGAGCAUGUGUUUCGUAUACAUGUCCCAGCUCAGCGCGUGUGUUUAUGUGCGGACUUUUCCAUCUCUCCAAUUCAGAGGUUUCAUAGGGAGUGGGCUACUUAAAGCUAGGGUUUUUUUUUUCCUGCUGGAAGCUCUGGAACUUAUUACAGUCUGAGGCAUUUUCAUAAACGAGCCAUUCAGCUGCCCCUGCAUGGCUCUGAAUGGGACACACUGUCGCCAGGAGAAAGAGAGUUAAUGUGGGCUAGUUAGUCGCAAGACCUCCCUAUUACAGAAGACUGGUGUUUGGAAAUGAGUAGUUAUUUGUUCUUCUGUUUUGUAUCUCACUGUGAGCAUUUAAGUUCUUUUAAAUACCAGUGACACUUGGAGUUGAAUCCUGUUGUUCGUAUAUGCAUUAAAGAAAGUAUACUGUGUCUUGAAUUGAGCUGUAAUCCCCCCUUGCAGAGGAAUAACAACUCGACAAUGGCAGAAUUCCUAAAUAAGAAAAAAAGUGUCUUUCUUGAUCAUUUUUAUUCCAUCGCAGUAUAAAGAUAAUAUAGAUAAGGGCUGGGCGAUAAACUGAAAAUUCACUGAUACUGAAAUUUACGACAAUAACCGACGUCAUUUUGCCCAUGUCAAUAUAUUCGGUGACAAAAGAAUAAAUAAAAGUUGGUUUUGGAUGUGUGUAGGUAGGCUAUGUACGCUGUCCUACGUCGGAGAUGUGACUCCACCUCAUCUAGUCCGUAACAAAGAGAAAAGACAGAUGAGGAGAUGGAGGACGGUUCAAAAGUUGUAGCGGCUGAAGUAGACUAAAUGAAUGUGGGAGGGGGUGAGCAGCUUGUGGAGUAGUUAUCGUCCAUUUAUUGUUAUUGAUGUGAACUGCUCAAUAUAUCAUGAUAUUGAUUUGAGGCCAUAUCGUCCAGCCCUAUUAGAGUCAAACUGAAAAGUACAAGACUCCUGUGAAAGUGUUUUUUUUUUUUUCUUUUGCAUGGUCAGGAAUGGCGAAACAUCGCUGUCUGCUGAGCUCUACUUUGCGUGCCAACCCCACCAGGAAUAGUGUGGAGCUGGAGGUCGAUAAUUAGCAAAGACUUCAUGAGUGUUUUAGAGAUUGCCUUUUCAUUUUUAAAUGCAUUUUAAGAUGAGAGCUCUGUGAUUAAUAUUACCUUCGUAACAGCUUUAAAUUGCUUCUCUUUAGGUCCCCCCGAUGAAUCUUAAACAUGGAGCAGAGUUAUGCCCUCUCAAAGAGUGGCUCUGUCUCUAUGUGUCAGUUAUGAAGCACUGGAGCUAAAAGUGAUUGUUUCAAGAGUUUCAAGUCUAGCCGGGUCAUGAUUUGUGAGAAUCUCCCUCCUACAGAUGCCAAUUUGCACUCUUUACUCUUAAGUACUGUGUCAAAAUCCGGAGAGAGGCUGUCAGUCUCAAAUGGAGAAGAGUGGUUAACUUUGAGCUAGCUCAUAUGAUUAUAUCCUAGAGAUGAUGUGAUACUCCCACUGUGGGAUUCAAAAGUGCAGGUUCCUUUAAUCUCUUCUUUAAAAAUUUCACUUCCUUAAAAUCAUAAUCUUUUUUAAAGUGGUGCUGACUGUGUCCAAAAAUGAUUUCAUCACUCUAUCCCUCCGUGGCAGUAAUCAGUCUCAAGGAGGGCCGUCUGGAAGGGAAACAGGCCAUGAAUGUGAUUCGGAUAUGAUUGUUACAGCUAAAGUCGUGGUGACUGUGUGGAUGUAGAUUGCAGCGCACACACACACAUUCAGACAGACACACACACAAACACAGCUGAGAUCUGAGAGGACAUUUGACCUGGAAAAUGCUUUAAUCUGCAGCUGAAGAACUCUGAUGUUAGAUGAGGAUUAACAUGUUUAUCACUGUACGGGUCUCGGCAGAAGCCUCGGAUUGGUCUUGUUUUUCAGGCUUCAUACCGGCAAAAACAGAUCAACCUCUAUUUACUUCAACACAAUCUGUCAAAUCCUUUCUUUAAGAUACUGACAACCCCUUUGUUUUUCUUUUCAUCCAGGUUUCCCAAGAAAGCAAACAGGUAAGAAUCACUCUAUUUUUCUUCUUAAUUUAUUGCAACAACAUCUGUAUGCGGAGGUAGAUAAUCUUGUGACCACACACACAUACACACCAGUUGUUUACAUACACUGAGCUCCAGAUGAGGAAGGUUUUACUUGGCCUGGUGUGCUGCAACACAGUAGACUUCAGAGUUUGGACCAAACAUGCCCCCCUCCCCUCCCUUUCACUCAUACACACUCUCACACUCACACAUACACACAGCAUUAGGGGACAAAGGGGUCCCUCUUCUGAGGGCGGCCCAUCACUGCCUUUCACUGUGUACAGAACAGUGGCCUUUCACAGUUGGGGCUGGUAUAGGCAGAGGCAGCCAUACAUAGCCUCCCAGGGUUCAAGCCGGAGUCUGGCCUUGUAGCACCUCCUCUGAGGAGCGUCCUUUCUCUGGCCUUGCUCCCUGGGCACUCAGCAGAGCGGCUCCACUUCCUCUCUGGUUGUCACAUUAUACAGUAGACACACUCAGCAUGAUUCAUACACUCGGAGGUCCUCUAGCCACAUUAUUCUCAAUGCUCAACUGAACAAUUGCUGCUUGUGUGUUAGUGUAAGUCCCUCUGAAUCUUUGCUUGCCUGCAGCUUGGGCAUGUGCAGGGUACAAGGACACAAUGCUAGUGCAUGUAAAAUAAGGCACCUGCAGUUUUUGUAUACCUGACAACACAGAGGGGAUGAAUAUUCAGCAUGUGCAGGUUUCUCAUUUUUGUUUCUGUCUCCAGAACCAGCAGCAUUCUCAGUAAAGACCACCCCCCAGACAAGAAACCCAAAAGUGACAAAACUUCACUUCCCUCAAAUGAGUUUGACCCUACAGGUAAUGUCCCGUUUAUUCUGCUUUUCUCUCUUAUACAUCUCCCUCUUCCUCGACCUCUCUACUCAUCCUCUCAUCUUUCUGCUGCAUAGGGUCUCUCUCUCUCUUUCUCUCUUUCGCUCUCCCUGAAAUACACUUGAAAAACAAACCUGCUGAUUGCUCUGAUGAUUCACAAUGCAUGCUGGGAUGGUGAGCGGUGGUGUGUUUAUCCUGCUAUUUGAACACUAUUCAUUUCACUUGUGUUGGCUGAUCUGAGAUUACUAUUUGGGUCUUGUUAUUUGUGCCUUGACACUUAUUUUUUAAGCAGGAGUUUGAAACUUUUUGACAUAUUUUUGCAGUUAAAAAGUCAUUACCAUAGUCUGCAUUUUACCUCCUGUUUGACAGAUGCUUUCGUUUUGCUACAUGUCAUAGUUUUUAAGCUGACAGUCUGAUUACAGGACCUGAAAAUCUGCAUGUUUAAUGUCCACAUGGAUCUUGCAGUUUUACAUAAAUUAGUGCAUUGUGACUUUUGUGCGCUCAAAGUUGUUGGGUGGUCUCAAUGCAUACUUGAAGGGCACAAAAGCCACUAAGCCUGUUAUGCACGCUAGUUUCAAGUUUAUUGCAGGGUGAGAAACAGACGAGUCGGAUGGUGACACUCCCUGUGGUAUUUGUCAGUAAUCAGGGCAGCAUGAUUUGAGAUAUGACUGAAGCUUCUGUAUUCAAAACAAAAUAGAAAAUCCUCUCUGCACCACAUGGUGGCUUAUCUGUGUAUGAUUCAACACAACAUAGCCUCGGUGUGUUCUCUCAGUGGUAACACAAGACAUGCACUGUGUUGCUUGUCAGUGUCUUAAUUCUUCACCAAAAUCUCUCUCUGUGAAUUCUCUGAUGGUUUAGCCUUAAUGCAAAAUAAUAGAAUAAUGUGAUUGAACAGCCAAAUGGAAGAAAAACCUCUUAAUUUCAUUAAAACCCAUUUCUUUAGGUCACUCUCAAAUUAUUAUUCCUAGAUAUUGUUCAUUUUUUGAUUACUGUCAUGAGCUUUUGCAUGCCUGCAUGCUUUUAGUCACUUUUUAUUUCAAACCCCCUUUAGUUCCUUUUAAUUUGCAUGUACUGUAAAACUGUCUUAGAUUUUCUUCUAGUUGUACUUUUUCUGUCAUCAUUUCAAAGUGGUUUGGGUUCAUAAAAAAUGAAAUACUAGCUAGUCAAGGUCACAUUUUCAAAGCAACUUUUGAUCUGUCCCAUUUGUUUUAAAAAAACUGGACACUAAAGAUAAGAGACAGCUUGUUAUCAGUUGGGCUGAGAUAGGUUCCUCUUUUGUGAUGGAGCGUGGCUAUAUUUUGGAUCGAUUUAGCAUUAGCUCCUCGCCACAAUCUAUAAAGCUGCCCUCUGGUGUAGAAGGACAUGUUGUUAAUGUAAUUUAUAGAUUACUGGUGACCUGAUAUGAAUACUGAUUCCCUGUUAGGUGUAGGGGUAUUGCCAUAAUAUUUUUGGGAUGAUGAAUCAGACUAAUUUUUAGGUUUUGAUGUGCUUAAAAAUGUGAUUUGUACUUAAAUCACAUAUGUUUACAAUUUUAAUGUAGGGUAUGAAAGGCUGCAUUUUGUUACUGAAGUUAGUAUAGUUAAAAACUCUAAAGUGACAGUUAAAUUAGUGUUGGUAUCUCUGUAAAGGGGUGCCGAUCCAAACCAUGACAUUUUAUCAAGAUACCUAUCUGUUCAUUUGAUUUUUCUUCCUCCCAUGAUUUUUUCUCCUUCAUGAUUUUCUCUUUCCUGUUUUGUGUUUCCUUUCCUUGUGUUGGUUCUCGUUCUGUUUGUGCAUAUGUGUGCGUACGUGUGUUUGUCUGCUGAUGUGCUGUCUGCGCUGUGGUCUGCGUGGUGGGGGCUCUGAGCAGAAGCUCUGGUGGUGCAGAAGAGUGGCAGCAGCAGUGUGCUAGCAGAGGGGAAGCCUGAGUCCUGUGGUAAGAAGCUACCUGCUGGAAUGGCUGGUGUGACAGCUGCUUUUAUACAAUCCCGCAGAUUCUGAUGUGAAACUGCCUCUAGAUGUUUGCCUUAACAGACUGAUGGAGAAUUACUUUUAGUUUAAUUUUAUCAUUUUAAUAUUCCGCUUCUGAGUUGAGCAUAGAGUCAGUGAGGAGUACCAGGCCAAUUUACCUGAUCUAUAAAGAAGACUGUAAAUUGACAAAGGGUUUCAAUGAAGGAUUCACUGAACAACCAGCUCCAUCUUGGUUUAUGGAUAUUUUUUUGUACUUACAAAGUUAAUGUUUGGAAUAUAUCUAGACCUGCUUAAGACCGACCUUCGCUACUUAUAACAUAGAUUUGGGGGCCUGGUGUAUAAAACAGUGCAUAGAAUCUAUAAUGAAAGUGUACAUAUGCCAAAAACCCUGAAAUGACAUGCACAAAAAAGAAUUUAGAUUUAUAAGACAGUGAACAUGUCCACUUUUACUCCCUAAGUGUCAUAUCCACCUGGAAAUGUACACAUUCAUCAGCCUCAAAUGCUCCCCUCUAUAAGCCCACAUUCAUAUACAGGUGGUAAAUGUGAAGAACCUUAUGAAUGAAAACGCGUAAAAACAUGCCGGCACAUCAUACGUUAUUGCAGUGAAUCACAGCAACAGCAGAGGAGAAUGAGGGGGAAAGUGUCAGACAUAGAAAUCGAGGCGCUCAUUAAAGUGGCAUAUAGGAAGCAUAGAUAGUUUUUGUGGCAGCAGGGUUGCAAAUAAAAGAAAAAUCACCAAAUAACUUUGCUGAAAUAUUCAUGUAGUUCUUUGCAGUGACAGUGCAUCCUUUAUUUAUCAUUUCCCAUGGUUCACUGCAGUCUUUAAAUGUUGACAGAAUCCCCACAUUAUUACAGAAGUAUGAACUACGAAUGUAAGUUGAAUGUAACAUCAGUUGUAAGUUUUAAUGUGUUUACUUUAUCAUGGUCAUCUUAGCCUGUGCUUCAACUGAAUAUAAUAUAAUGUACCUUGUUUACUUUAACAUAAUACAUACUUGUAGAGCAUGAGGAGAGUGUGAAGCAGCUGUUGCGCCGCCAUCACUCUUUGAUCAUUAUGGGAGCUAAAAAGUUCUUGAAGUGAUGCUGCACAUUAGUAGAAGAUGCCUCAGAUUUUAGCGCCCAAUAAGUUCGGAUAUGAUCUUGUUUCCUCCUUUGUGCUUCAUGGGAGUGUGAAGGUGAGACAAAGCUGAUUGAAAAUGUUUGCAGCAGAGUCAUCCUUUCGUCAUUUAUACCCGUGUUAGUGUGAAAUACACCAGUAGUUUUUUUCAGUAUGUACGUGUUGUUUAUACACAAGGCCCCAGGAUGCAAUUAAAAGUUCAGAACAAAACAAAACAUGAGUGAGCUAGAAUUCUAAAUUUUUAUCAAAGUAAUAGUAAAUAUUUGAUUAAACAUUUAUUUUGAGUAAAGCCAUGUAGAAUUAAGGGUUUAGUGAUAGGUCCAAAUGUUAGGAGAAGGUCAUUAUGGAGGCUCACUGCCUCUGUGUUGUGAAGGUGUCCUCAAAACCCUGUCCAAAUAAUCUAUCCUGCAUCAACAUCAUCAAGGACAGUUUAUUGAAAAUAUUUCUGCCCUCAUACAAACACAAAAUCAUCAAGGGAUUUACAAAAUGCUAAUUCUACCUUCUAUGUUGUGUAAUGACCCAGCUGUCAGGGCAGCUGGCACAAAUGUCAGACUCUGCUGGUGCUUAGAAUCUGUUCAUAACGCUGUUUUACUGUCAUAUUCAACAAAGCAGAACUGUCAUCUUUGUACCUGACUCAGUUAUCUUCAUUUCAACUCAUCCAAGGAACUUCACAGAUAAAAAAGACUUUAUUACAACUUCAAAUAGUCUGACUAUCAGAAGAAGAGUACUUUGACCUUUCUGUUUCGUUAAAUAAUGGCUUUGGUUCCCUGUUUUAUUAUGGUGCAGCGGAAGAUACUCCGUCAGUAUUAGAGGUCUGUUUUCUGUCAAGAGCAGUUUUCCUAGUGUUCCAGCAAAGGGUGCUGAUUGCAGAUCAGUUAAACCUCUGAAUAAUACAUUAGCUUAGAUGGAUUGACCUGAUCAGUGAUCAUGUCAGCACUCACACUCUUCUUGUUUUACAAUCAACAGCCGAGGAUUUCUAAAGUAAAGCCGAGCAUAAAGUCAAAGCAAAAGAUCAACAUCUAGAGGCAAAUUCACACCAGCUCUUUUAACCCAUAUGGCCUCAACUCUUUCUUUGACACCCCUGUCCUCUCCCCUAUCCCCCUUCCCCCCUGCUCUACCUAACCCUGUCCCUCUCUCUACACCCUUCCCCCAACCUGAAGCUUUUGCAUCCCCUAACCUCUCUUCGCGUAAUAGUCCCUGUUCCUUCCACUCUUCAACCCCCACCCCACCUCUGCCCUUAUUGAUCCACUCACCUCUCUGGUUGAUGCUGCACUGACCUGGGAAUCAUAGAUACCACAACAAACAAUAAUCUAUGGAUCACCUUCCUCAGUUUGGGUUGCUUAUAACAUCUGCUUUAUAGAGACGUUUUAAUAAAACUUGCAAUUAUUGGAAAAUCGUCUAACUUGUUUAGUCACAGAGAACGAUGUUAUUUCUAUAAAAGCAUUUAGCAUUUUUUUGCAUCCUAUUUCCUUUUGUGUGUUCUGGCCCAUCAGUCCAGUCUAUGUCAGCCAGACUUUAGAUAAGCUCUAAUCUCUGCUUGCCACGCUAAUGAAACCCCAUAUGAAAAAAACCUGAAAAGUAACAUAGUUCCUUCUGGCCUGUGAGACAACAACCAAACAUGUCUGCAGAUCUGUUUCAACAACAAAGUAUUCACAUUUCUCACAGGAUUGAAUGUACUAAUUCGGUUGUCUAGUCAAGAUGUUUUUUGGUGAUGUUUAACUUGUGUUUAUAUCAAAAAUACAAAAAGUCUUCCUUAGAUGUUUGGGUUCAGUGGGCAACAAGCUGCCUUUACUGUACACUAAGAUAAGAUCCUGUUAUUCUGGAAACAUGAUAUGCUGCCAGAGAUCAGUUAUGGUCUGAUUCGUCAGAGGAUAGUUUCACAUUUAAGUGAGUCUUAAUGGCCGUACUGAAGUCAGUAUGUGCCCCUGUUCUUUUCCAUUUGUUCAUACUGGCUGCAGGCAGUUUCGGUGAAAGUAAAGGGAGACAGAUUUUCUUCAUGGUCAGUUUGGAAAGAGGAAACGUUUAAAGAGAGCAUCUGUUUUAAUGCAUGCAUAUAGACGAUUAUAUUUAUUAGAUAUACAUUAAAAGAAUUGAAUUUAUCCGUGAAAUGAAGGUUCUGUUUAUUCCAUUAUCUUUUGGUGAUGCCAAAUUUCAAUCACAAGACCACGGAUUGUAUAAACAGCUGGUAUUAUGGUUACAAAGUAAAGCCCCUUCGAAAUACAUGCCUUGGCUUGUUUGAAAUAUCUGCUUUUCUUUCGAUUGCAAGAUAAAAAGUUAAGGUAGUUGUAGUUGAUAAAAUAACUUCAGUGAAUACAUAAUUUAAUUGGAGUGGCUUCCUGGUCCUUUUAAAGACAAUGUUAUGUCUGUCUGUCCCGUCUGUCUCGCUUGCAGGUCUGGUCCAGCGAUGUGUAAUCAUCCAGAAAGAUGAAAACGGCUUUGGGCUCACCGUCAGCGGGGACAACCCAGUAUUUGUGCAGCUUGUCAAAGAAGGUAAGGCAAAGUGUUGUAACUUGAAAGGAAGAAGAAAAAGAUGUCAUUACUGGGACUACUUCUGGUCUGUGCAAUUGUAAUAGAGAUGUGGGAUCUUCUUCCACGCACUGACAUCAAACUGUCAUGGUAGUGUACGUUGUAGUCCCAGAUAUCUGGGUAAUUGGGACUCAACCAGCACAACCACGCUGACACAUUCUUAGAGAAGUCGAGCCAUUGACUGCAUAUUUCCCCCUCACUAGUUUUACUGUGGCUGCAGCUUCUGCUUUACUGUGCUGUCUUUUGAAAAGGAGACUGGCAGCAUACUUGUGGGGUCCUAGAGUCUGUCUCUGUCAGUCAGAGAUGUUGUAGGCUGUUAUCAGGUCAUGGAAAUGUUACACAGUCUGCUCUUUAGAGGAGCGAGACAGAGGAGGAAGGAACUGAUCGGGAACUUUUGUUGCACUGUCAUCAGUGUUUGGCAGCUUUUAGCUUUCACUGCGCAGUAACAUUUAACUCCACAAUGGGUUCCACUCAGUUUUAACUGGAUAUAAUAAGGUCAACUUCAGUUUUAAUGUGUCCUGGUGAAUCUCUGUUAAUAUCUUUAGCUCUGAUACACAAGUAAUCCGAAUCUGCCAGUACAUUUUGACAAAUCAUUAUGUCCUGAGUUUGCAAUCAUGCCUCUCUUUCCACUUUUACACUUGAGGAAGCACAAGUCCAUUUUUAAUGAGACUGAUACACAUUCUUUAUCAUUGUAAAAGCGAGGACACCAAUAGGUGUAUUUGCUGUACAAAAUACUUAAGCUGUUUGUUGCUGACUUUAGAGUCAGACGAGGAUCUCAUAAUAACCUGUCUCAUGCCUAAAUCCUUUUGUUUGGGGUGGAGCUGUGAAACAGGUCCUUCUCGUAAUAUAACCACUGUUAUGGUCUUUCAAAAUAGCUCUUAAAUAGUCACUUUGCAACACCAGGUCUGUAAAGGCCAUAUAGUGGAUUCACUCUGAAGAAAUAUUAAGGGUUGCUUCAUGAGGGUGAAUGUCUUUUUCUGUUUUCUUUCUUGUGUCCUCUCCAUCCUUUCAGUUCUGUUUCUUCAGUUUAUUUUUUUACUUCGCCCCUAGUAUUUUUCUUAAUGCUGUUCUCCCUCGUUGUUUGCCAGAUGGGGCUGCUAUGCGGGCAGGUGUUCAGACAGGAGACAGGAUCAUCAAGGUAUUGUGCUCAUCUGCCUCUGUGUUUAAACUGCUAGUCACUGUUUCCAUGUCCAAGAGCAGAACUCAGGCUGUAGGCUGCCACCUUCUGGCCACUCUGUGUUUCUGCUCUCAUCUUCUAUGAAUUUAAAUCGAAUCUUGAAAUUGUGUUUUAAGAAAAUAGUUUUUGAAUUAGUUUGAGUUGUUUAAAGUUCAUCCUUAUGCUGUACAUUUUUUCCAGGUUAACGGGACCCUCGUUACACAUUCAAAUCACAUUGAGGUGGUGAAGCUCAUCAAAUGUAAGAUUUCUUAUCUACCAUCUUUUGUCAAUAUUAAAAAGAAAUAUGAGUAUAAAAUUGACCCUUUUUGCUCUGAUGUUUUUAUUGUAGCGGGCUCCUAUGUGGCCCUCACAGUGUUGGGGCGUCCUCCAGGACUCCCCCAGAUUCCCUUGUCUGAGGCGGAGUCUGAAAUGUUGGGUGUUAGCAUUUCCUCGCCAAACUCACCAGCAACAGAGCGCCCCUAUAGUCCUCUGGACCGAUUCUCCUCUGCUCACACAUCAUGGGUACGGAAGACACCAUCCUCUUACAUUGACCAUCGACCUUUCACUUUUAUUGAUAAUUCCUAUUUAUUCCUUUAAUAUCAUUCUACCUUUGUAAUUAAUUCAUUCCCUCUUUGUUAUUUAGUUCUUGCUCUUCAUUAUACUCCUCCUUAUACCAGCCUUCUUUAAAAAAUAUAUACUAUAAGCUACAAUAUGUGUUAUGCUCAUCUAAUGUUUGCAUGAAUGCUUUCUUGUGUGCACAAACGCCUUUUUAAAUUGUCUCGCCUUUAUAGCACUGUAAGCUAGGAGGCAGCUAAGGUGCAACACCCUUGUGUGUUUUUGUGUCCACUAUGUGUUUACCUUAGGUGCUUAAUACAUAAUAUAAUAUAAAAACCACACACUGGGGCAUCAAUAUUACGCUGUGUGGGAAUCAGCUUGAAAGGCAUGACAGUAAAGCUGCUCUUCUGCAGCCUCAUAACUUAAAAAAAAAAGACUGAAGUUUCAUGUGUUUUCAACUUUCCUUUUGUUUCCCCCCUGCAGGAUGAGAACAGCAGUGUCUGCAACCAGAGGGUUGAUGUCUUGCAAAAGAUGCUCUCAAGGGAGCAGCAGGAGCUUCAGGUUGGCAUAACAAUCACUUCUACCAAUGCUGAUUUCAACAUGGUUUACGGACAGUGUUUAGAGGCUACAUCUGAACAUUGUUCUGAGUUUCCCCCUCAGUGGUGCUCCACACAGGAGAUCAUCUUUUUUAUACGAGUGCCAAACAAACUGGUGUACUUAACUGUGUUUUCAUGUGGGACGUAAGAGAGGUUGAGAACUCUCUGUACUAAAUUGAUAUUUUUAAAACAAUAGAGAUAAUCUACCGUGUUAAUGAAAGAGUUAAAAAAAAAAAAAGGUAGGCGAACAGGAAAAAAAGUAUGCAGCAGCUUUACUGACUGCAGAGCCUUCAAGGUCAUCAGUUUCCUCCUGCUUGUUGUGUAUGCUUCACAUAGUUGCAGACUCUGUUCACCAUCUACAAAUAUACCUCAUAGAAGGACACUGGUGUCCUUUAAGUAAAAUACUUAUCCUGUCAUAUCUUGUUAAAUUUUAGCUGAGUUGACAUUUGUGUCCUGAUAUACAUCUCCUCUCUGUAAAGCCCUUUUAAGUUAAGGGUUUCCAGACAUCUUUGAAAUGUUCUCUAAGGACCCCCUACUGUUAAAACUGUUAAUUAUUGAAGGUUGGCAGUACUGCAUUUGCACCCCUAAUUACUAAAAGAACAUUGUUUUGUGAGAUAGAAUUGAUUCAAGUAGAUGUGUUGAUUAGAUAAAACUGUGCUUUUACAAUCAGGGAUUUUCCAACAGACAACAUGCUCCAUCCACAUAUGACAUGUUUUUUUUUUGUAGCCUGAUUGUAAACAAAUAGCAGGAUACUACAGUUGAUUUCACUGCUUAUUUUACAGGCCAUGAAAGAGGAGUACAGCAGGAACCCCUCCCCCAAACUACUGAAAGACAUCCAGGAAGCUAAAAAACACAUUCCUCAGCUGCAGGGUCAGCUCUUUAAGGCCACUGGGGCAUCACAGGUAAAGUAAAAAUAACUCCCCAUCAACUACCUCAUUGAGAUGUCCAAGAACACUGAUCUAAAAGCAAAACCCAAGCAGUCUAUGCAUAAUUUGGUACUGGGUGUUCAGGGAUCGCUCCAGACUAGCAAUAAUCCUAAUCUCAUCAGAGGAUUAGGCUUUCUCUGUGGGAAGCCACUCUUUUGUGUCUGUGUAACAGCUUAUUUUUACACACAACACUCACUGAACCUUGUGUUGUGUAUUCUAGCAUAUUUGUUUGUUGUUGAAAUGUCAAAAUUUAUAACGAUGAGAUUACCGUCCUUAAAUAUGCACAUGAAUGAUAUUACCAAGAUUUUUUGGCUUAAUACAGUCGGCGCAUGAUUUAUUCUGGACCUCCUGAAUCUUGUUCUGGUGUAAUUAAGCAAUCUUGUGUCUACAUGAAUCUUUAGGAGGCUGUUCCAGGUGUCGAUGCAGAUGAUGGUAGCACGUUUGAAAUGGAGCACACCCCUGGCUCUAAGGGAGACAACAUUACAGACCUUUCCUGGAGCAGCACUCCUGUAAGUUUUCACAUAUCAGCCCAACCAACUAAAAUAAUUUGAAUUCCUCUCAUAAGCCGAAUGUCAUGCCCUUCAUUCCAUAGGAAAGGUAAGCUAAAGGAUAUCAGAUUCAUAGAAUCAUGCGCUUUAAAUUGGACAAGUCCAAAUUAACCCAGUUUAGGUUUAGCUACUUUAGAUCCAAACGACACACAUGCAACCAUGAUACUAAAGAUUUGAGUUCUUUUGGUAUUUAUUUUUCUUUAUUCUUUAUUGCAUGUCCAGUUAUCUCGGGGAUUUGGGCCUGGAUCUCCAGACAGCUUCUGCCCAAGCCCAAAGAGCACUCCCAGGAACAGCUUAAACUCCUGCCACUCCCCAGAGGCUGAGGAUGCCACUGACCUGGUGACUAUAUUCAAUAACAAAGUCAAAGAUACCUGCAGAUGCUAAAUAGGAUUGUGUUUUGUAGAACAAACUCAAUUAUAUCCUAAAUAUUUAAGUGUGUGAUGAAUGACCUGUGCAGUGUAGUGUUUGUGGGUUAUACAUGUCAAAUGGAAGAAUUUCUUCUGGGAAAACAUCAACUCAACUCUGCAACUCUGUCUUUUCCCCAGGACUCCUUGUCCCCUACUACAGUUAGCAGUCCCUCUUCCUCCCGGCUUGUCUCACAAAUCAUUGGAGCUGAGGACGAUUACUUUGAUUCAGAUCAGGAACAGGUAAUUUAUAGUUGGACGAUUUUAAUACUUCAGUGUCGACCUUUCACUCUUACUCAAACAAGUGUUACAUCCAGAGUUUAAAAAACAAAACAGGAAUGAUAAAGUCAUGAGAACAUUGUCUUAGUUUGCAGAGUGUAAAUUUUGUUCAAGCUGGUGUUUUGUAAGGUGAUUUAUUUUAGUAUAAACAUCAUUGUACUGAUUUUUUUUUUUUUCAGACAAAUGGCCAGUGUAACAAUUUUAACAGCAUUGAUCAGCUCAAGUCCCGGCCCGCCCACCUCGCAGCCUUCCUUCAUCAUGUUAUCUCUCAGUUCGACCCUGCUCCUGUGGUAAGACCCUCCCCUUUACACCUCAUUCAAAUGUCUUGAUCUCCAUUUUCAGUGCAUUUAAUGUUCAACAGUCCUCCCAGCCCAGAAUUUCUUUUAAACUUAUCUUCCGUCUUCAGCUGUGCUACCUCUAUGCUGACCUCUACAAGCAGACCAACUCCAAAGAGACCAGACGGGUGUUUAUGGACCUCCAUGCAUUUUUCAUUGACCGGGGAGCAGUAAGUACAGUUUCCUGUAUAUUAUUCUUUGAAUUACGCCCACUAAUUCAGAAUAAUUAUGAUGAGAUGUCUGGUUAAACACCGCAGCAUCCACAAUACUCCAACAGUGUUUGGAUGAUUUGUGAUCUAAACUGUUAUUUAAGGCAUUGUAAAGUAUAUAAAAUUUCAAAUAAUCAUUUAUAUAUAUAUUUUAAGAAAAUGUCAAUUUAUUUAUUUCUUUAUUUAUUUGCAGAAUUUAAAAGUUGCUGUCCCUGAAUCCAUCUCUGCUGAUCUUGGUAAGAAUCGUGCUUUGCUUCAUCACCUUGCAGUUGUGGACUUAGAGUCACUUUGAGUCUAUGAGCAGUCUAUUAGAGCCACUCUCUGUACAUCUGUUGGCUCACCUCUCUCUUUUACCAUGUCAAUAGUACCUUCAAGUUUUAACAUACAUAUGAUGUGCUCUCCCAGCUCAUGUUUUAGGAAAUACAAUCCUCUGGUGGUGGAGAAAUCACUGCUCCACCUAAACAGUGCGUUUGUUUUUAAAUCCUUUGAGACUUGGCACACAGUUUAUAUGAAAGUGCAUAUGGUUGUAUUUGCAGAUCGGCGGCGGACAGAACUGAUCCCUGAGGAAAUUAACAGACAGCAUGUUCAAACACUGCAAGACUCACUGCUCCCUGACAUUCAGAGGAACCUUGAGGAUUUCAGGUAAACUGGCUCAUUCUGACUAUUUGGAUUUUAUAUACUUUAUCCGUUUCUGGUUAAACAAUGAGUUCCCCGCUGAGUACACUAACCGUGGUAUAUGACUUUGACAUGUUGGCACAUGCAGGCAGAAGCGCAGUAUGGGCCUGACGGUGGCUGAAGUAGAGCUGGCCAGACUGGACCAAGAGAGAGUCAGAGACCGUGUGGCUCUGGAGCGAGAGCGCUCAUAUGCUGAAAACAUCAUUACCAAAAUAGAGGACGUUUUGUAAGUACAACAUGCCGUUCAUACAGCCAUGCACCCCUUGGAGGCACCAUUGCACUAAAUCUGAUGUUUGUCCUCUCUUUUCUGUAUUGUUUAUAGAUUAAGUACUCAGACCACAGAGGAAGAGAAAUGGUAAGCAGAUUUUGGCCGUUUGAAAUGAAAAUGUCUUGGAGCAUGAUGAUGGGAUUCUUCAAACACUCUUUGGGCUUCAUUCCAGAUAUUCACUGUAUUUGUAAUGUUUAAAGUGUCUCACAACAGUCUGAACAAAUGACUGUGUCAUUUCUCAUAUUAACAGACCUCCUUUUAAUUACUUCUCAACAUGUGAUCCAAACAAUAAUAUGUACUUAUUAGUUAUUUUUGAUGUUGAAACUAAGAAUACAAAUAUCUCCUGUAGUUUACAACAGAGACAGUCAUGCCAUCUCUUAGAUAUAGGAUCAAAUUCAAGCCAUAUGUUUGUUUUGAUUGAAUAAUUUAAAGUGUGACUGAUUGAAACAGUCUUGUUGGAAAAGCCAUAUGGCCACAGAACAGCCCAGAUGGUUUGUGUAGAAAUUAUACGAGAAGGACUGGUAUGACAUAUGGUAGAAGUCAUAAUGUGGACACUUCCAGUUUAAGCAUUCUGUUUAUAUGCUGGUUAGGAUUCAGAAAGGAGGAUUUAGACUCAUGUGAUGUCCCUUCUGUUUCCAUUUAGCACUACAAUGCAGUAUGUCAUUUAUACAUACAUGAAGCACCUUGGCGUGAGGGUAAAAGAACCUCGCAGUAUUGAGUCCAAACGGGUUAGGAUCAACUUUCUCCCCAAAAUCAAGGUACUUCUGCAUAUGCAUUUUCUAUCUUUGCGAUCGUCUGAGUCUCCUCCUUAAGAUCUGCCUCACACACUCUUUUUCAAUGUGCUACAGAAAAGUAUCAAGACUGAAAAGGAGGGAGAAGAGAAGGUGAAGAAACCCAGAUUUCCCAGUAUUCUUGGACCUCAGCGGAGACCCAGUCGCAUUGAAGCAGCAUCAGGUGAGCGGGGACUUACAGUCAGGCUAAAUUUAUGUCGCUGCUACUUGAACUUUAUCAUUUUUUGACUCCUUUUUAAUAUGUUUUCAGUGGGUAAAGCCUUGGAUGGCCGUCCCAGGCCUCAGAAACAGUUGUCUCAGCCUACACUGGGUGCAAGUGAUCACGCAGAUGGUGGUCGUCUAAGAGGCAGCCAAUCUAGCGAGGGCUCUGAACUCACACACUCCACUUCUGUCAACACCUCGUCCCCAAGCAGCGCCAACUACAGCUCCGACACAAGUCGAGAUGCUGAAAUGGGUGAGCUUCGAAACACUUUAAAUAAACACAGGGGUAGAAGAGAAAUGCAAAGGAUCAUUGGUUUCUAAAUUGUGACUUGUCUCUCAGGUGGAACUCCAACCUCUGGCCCCUCCAGGCUGAGUGAUGGCCUUGUGUCUGACCCCUUGGAUGGGUUGCCAUACCCUGCAUCGCACUUUGACCUAUACAGCCUGGACCAGCUGCAAGAAGAUGACAGAGAAAGUGAUAGGUGCGUUUAUAGUCACAUUUGCAGCAACACUUUUUUUUUUUUUCGUUACGGAGGAAACAUUUGUUCUUGACAUUGAUUUUUCUGUUUGUAGAGCCCACGAGGGAACACCGAAGGCCAUAAGAAGGUGAGGAUUAAACUUAACUCUAUCUAGAAGAUGAGAAGUGAGGUCAGACAGAUAAAAAGCUAACUCUGUGUCUGUUUCUAGGCUGGAGGGACUGGGUGCCGCCGACGUACAGAGUGAGGACGACCAGGGAACUGACUCUGAGCAUGACCCUCUGAAUUGGCAGCAGCUGGUGGGAAGAGAGGUCCUAGCAGCUCUCAGGCCUCAGGAAAUAAAGAGACAGGAAGUCAUCAACGGUGAGGACAUAGCUAACCUGUUCAGAUGACAUAAUACCCCCUAAAGUCAAAUCUGUUUUCAGUGAACAGGUUUUCCUUUCAUCUAUGAGAACACAAGUUAUUGAGUGAUAUGACAUGCAGCUUCAGAUCACUAAUCAUUCCUUUCUGUGUUAAUACCCUGACAUCUUGACGUUGUUCCCGCAGAGCUGUUUUACACUGAGCGAGCACAUGUACGGAUGCUGAAAGUUUUGGACCACGUUUUCUACCAGAAGCUCUCCAAAGAGGGCAUCCUGCCUGCUGCUGACAUCAAAAACAUUUUUACCAACCUGGAGGAGAUUCUACUGCUGCAUGGUACACACAGACACACACAUCCUGAAAUCCAUAUGUAACCUGUAUCUAAAUGCACUGGAUCCAUUGGGGAAAAAAAUGUAAUAAACCAGAACUGAGGUAGUGAGAAUUAAGAUAAAGCAUCUGGUAAAAUUAAACCACAACAAAUUAUUAAAACUUGGAACUAAAAAUGUUUGUAGAAACAUGACCAUCCCUUAUCUGCCAUCUGUAUUAUCCUGCACACACAGUCGAUGACUUGGUUUCUUUCCUCUGGAUUUCAGUUUCAAUACUGGAGCAAAUGGCAGCCGUUCGGAAGAGAAAUGAGUCUUCAGUAAUUGAUCAGAUAGGAGAUGACUUGCUCUCCUGGGUGAGUAGAAUUCUCAGGCUGAGAUUGUAUUUCCUCCUUUCAAACAUUUUCUUAUAUUGAACGAAUCUCAAGAUGACUGAUGUGUUGGGGGGGGAAAGUACCGUGCAUAAAGGAAUUGAACUGCUCCCAUGAAUUCUUUCAUGACAAGAAAAAAAAAUGUAGGUGUGAAACUGCGUUCUUUAACUGCAGCUGUGUCGAUAUUUGCUCAUCAUAUAGACAUAAAAAUUGUCCUGUAUCACAAUACAGAAGGGGUUAUUUCAGGUUUUUGCACACUUGAAAGGAUAAACUUUGGACAUAAAAAAGAAUUGUGGAAACUCUGUAGUAUAACUGAAGCCUCUUCCUCUGGAUAGUGAUGUCAGAUAGUGCCCUAGAUUUUACUGACAUUUCUCAUGUAGAUAUCAUGUUUAAUACGUUAGAUGUGAAGAAGCCACCUAUCAGUCGGCAGUCUCGUCUGAAACAUUUCUAUGGGGGAUAAGUAGGGUAAACGGUCCCCUGAGGGUUGCAGCAUUGAUCUAGUCUACAUUAAAAGUUAAGCUGUCUCUUCUACGAAGAAGGACUUAAGCCUGCCCCCCCUUCUGGGAGUCGCUGCUCAUGGUUAAAUAGUAAGGCAUUUCCAUGGCAACUAGCCUUGACCCAGAUCAACUGGGCGACUGAUCACCGUCUCUGCAUGUCUCCUUACGUCUCUGUGCGUCUCUGCUCUGUCCUGUCUUGGGUCGGGCGGUUUACAGUUCAGCGGCGGAGAGGAGGAGAAGAUCAAGCAGGCGGUGGGAACGUUCUGCAGUAACCAGCCUUUCUCUCUGGAGAUCAUCAAGACCAAACAGAAGAAGGACUCACGCUUUGCUUCAUUCAUUCAGGUAAUGACUCAUGCUUCUAUUCUGUUAAAAAAAUAAUGCUGGACGGAGCCAAAUACCUAGAACAGAAGAAAAGGAUGCCUCAUUCACAUCACUUAAAUUACAGCUGUCACUCCCCUGAAAAAUAACCUAAUCUACAUUUGCUGUCUUUUUAUUCUCCUUUUUUUUUGCUAUUGUUUGAGCACUUAUCUUAAGAGAACCUGUCUUUUUUUUAUUGCUUUGCAGGAGGCAGAGAGUAACAGACUGUGUCGCCGUCUGCAGCUUAAAGACAUCAUUCCCGUAGAGAUGCAACGGCUCACCAAGUACCCCCUGCUACUUGAUAACAUCGCCAAGUACACAGGUGCUGUCGGGCUUCCUUACCAAUCGGUUCCUCACAGAAGUCUGAUUUGUCAAUGUUAAAGACAGUUAUAGAUUGUUGCAGGAUAUUAUUAUAUAGUCAUAGAUGUUUCAAUUACUUUGUGUAAAAAUUCACCAGAUUUAGAAUUUUUGCUCUGAACAGUUUUUGGUCCAUUGAUUGUUUGAUGUUGGACUAAUUGCAACCACUUUAGAGGAGACUAUAGUCACCAUGACACCGAGUAUGGUUAAUGCAUUCAGUGAAGCACCUGCCACUUAUUUUGGAUACAUAUAAAGCCUUAAUGAUGCCAUCGUACCUGCAGGGAAAUCCUCAGAGCUGCUUAUAGUGCAUGCAGGUACAAGAAUAAAUACCAAAUUUCAAUCACUGUAUCCGUCACACACAGUCAAAUUUUAAUCGAGUUUUGAUAAAUGGCGGUGUUGAACCACUGUUUCUGCUUAUUCCCUGAACCACUGCGAGAAGUGUCAGAUUUAUUUGACUAGGGAAACUGUUUUAUUGUCAGCCGCCUGGAACAGCAAACCGGCUGAAUAGCUUACACAGUUUAAUAUGCUGCACCGCAAAGGGGAUAGUUGUCAAAUGCUACCUUCACAGUACGGUUAAUUUGUUUUAUCCAGCCUUCACUCCCACGAUCUUCAAUUUCUUGACUUUUGCUCAGUAGCUAUAAAUAGAAAUCAACCCUGGGAAAAUUGAAAUAAGAUGAACUAUACUCAGUCUUAAGCAAGGUUGAGUGUGGCAGCAUGCCAACCAUCAGACAAAUGUAGGAAUUAACAUUUUAAUGCUGCUGGAGGGGUGGUGCACAUUUUAGGAAAUGUCUGGCCCAUUAUUUGCUUCAUCAUUUUAGUCUUGGCUGGAGUUCUGGCCUCACACAGAGGAAGCACACUAAAGAUAAAGCAUAACCAGCCAUUACAGGAUCAUAAUGCCCCCUUUGCUUUAUCAUAAUUUUUGAGAACGAUGGUGUGUUAAUGGGAUGAAGAAAUAUCAAUUUGCUGGACAGCCCCCUGCAGAACUAUGGAGGCCUAACUCCUUUUUGAUGUCAUAAUAUCUUUACAGACAGUGCAGCAGAGAAGGACAAAGUGAAGCAGGCAGCAGACUGCUGUAGAAAGAUCCUCAAUCGCGUCAACCAGGCUGUGAAGGAAUCUGAGGACAAGCAGGUGUGAUGUUUCUUAAAAUCCCAUUUUAUGCUCCCCUCCAAGUCUAAUUCUUCUUCUAUUUAAGUCUUCUCUUGAGUCCUUCCUUCUUUCCCUGCUCCACCACAAUUUAUUUUUCACCCCCUUCUUUGCUCCCUGCCAGAGGCUUCUUUUUAAAGAGCGCCUACUUAUCCUCUUUCUGUCUCCACUUCUCUCUGUCGUCUCCCUAGAGGUUGGAGGACUAUCAGAGAAGACUGGACCUCUCCUCUCUAAAGCAGACAGACAACCCCAUGAUCCUAGAGCUAAAGGUGAGCUCUCUACAGUCCCAGUGGUUUUACUUGUUGCACGCCCACACACACCAUUAGAAAUAACUUCAGGGUAGAAGGUCGUACAAUAGGAGACCUGCUCCACUGACCGGUAGCAACUGUUGAAUAAUAUUGAAUGAAUUAAUCUGUCCUACCUUUAAACAGAAUUUGGAUCUGACAAAGAGGACGAUGGUGCACGAGGGUCCACUUUCAUGGAAAGUUAACAAGGACAAGACAAUUGGUUUGUAAUCAGCAUAGAUAAGACUUUGGUUUUGAUCUAUGUCUUAUAUUUCCUCCCAAAAGAAUCACCAUUUUUUAACCUCUCAUUUACUUUCAGAGCUGUAUACACUCCUCCUGGAAGACAUCCUUGUUCUGCUACAGAAACAGGAUGAGCGUCUGAUCCUCAAGUGUCACAGUAAAAACCUGGCAGGCACCGCGGAUACCAAACAUAUCUUCAGCCCCAUCAUCAAACUCAACACUGUGUUGGUGCGCUCUGUGGCAACAGGUCAGUUACUAACCGGUCAAAGUUUUUUUUUUUUCAUGUACUUUAUUGUUCAAAAAUGACAGAACUUGGAGGAAAUUUCAUGCUGGAUGAUCAGAUCAAACAAGUGGGGUCAUUCAUAAAUCUCGCUUUCUGUCUCCACUCACUCCUGCCAGACAACAAGUCCUUCUUCGUCCUCUCCAUGUCAGAGAAUGGAGCUCAGAUCUAUGAGCUGAUGGCGCCAACAGUCUCAGAUCAGAGAUUGUAAGUACACACACACACUUUUUUAUUCAUCUUUAAAUUUUUACUGCUUCACUUGCUUCACUUAUAUCUGUAUAUUUAUUUCACAAGGUGGCAGGGUCUCAUCACACAGAGAGCCGAUGCCAUGAAAGUGAAACCUCACAGUGUGAUACCUUUACCUCAGACUGAGUACGUCAUGUUUUCAUCUUUCUGAAUUAAUUUGAACUAAAGGCUAAUUCGGCGUUUGAAAUUGUGGCUGACUGAAGAUGUUGUUUGUGUGGCAGUGGGGAGAGAGACGGUGUGGAGAUCAUUACAGCAGGUGUUUCCAGGCUGAGCAGGGACCCCGACCGCACAUCCACAGGCAGCACCCAGUCCACAGGUAUUCAUAGAUGUUCAUUUCUUUUUAUAGUUUUCUCCCGAUGCUACUUUAUAUGCCUCACCAUGCCCAGCUGUCGGGAUAAUUCUUCUCUGAUAUCUGUAAUUAUCUCCCCUCAGAUAAAGAGAGCAGUCCAGCCUCGAGGAAUGUGAUGCAGAGUUCUUUACCAGGUAGUAAUCCAUUCGAGGAGGUGAAGGCAGAGGAGGAGGAAGAAGAGGAAGGUUUUGUGGACCCAGAGCUGCCUUACCAAGUGGCUGAGGACGGGAAGGAAGGAGACUCAUUUGAUAUGUUUCCCUGCAGGGCUGAUGAAGCACUGAAAACAUGUAAGCAAAGAGCGAGGACAACUGAAUUAUUCUCUGUGUUACUAACAACCAGCUGCACACAUGAACUCUUUCCUUUCAAUUUUCCUGCAGUGGCAGCAUUAAAACAGGUGCUGGUGACCCAGCUAAUGUCCCAGGAGGCUGCAGAGCAAACCAAACGCUCCACAGGGGCCCGCCUCCUCAGGACCACCUCCCUCCGGACCCCCGUUGACAGUCGUGCUCGGGUGAUGGUCCACAAUGGCUCAGAGAAGGGCAGUUCUCAAACAGAGGACCGGUCUCAGGACCUGGGCUCUGGAGACACGGGCUUCUUUGAUUCUCCUGAAGAUUAUGGUGAGCCUGGACAGUUUGAGCAAUCGCUUUAGAUUUUGAUCAAAUGUGCUUCUGGGUUUUGUAAAGUUUACCAUCAAAAUAAUAAUUAAAUGCUUUAAAACUUAAUUUCUUUGCUUAAAAACCAUCGGGACCCAACAAAAUAUACAAAACUAAAUUAAACAGAAAGGCAUGUGCAUGAAGAUCUCUUGUUAUGCAAUGUCUGGUUAAGGAACAAGAGUUCAGGCUUUCAGCAGCUUAAAUGGAAAUACCUGAAAAAAAAGGAAAAGGUAUCUCGUAUGGGGUCAUUAGUAUUAGAGUGCUUUUAGAGUGCUUGUACAAUUUAGAGUCUAAUUACUGAUUCCUGAUUUAUUCCUCUUGCUAAAUCUCUUUUAAAUUCUAAUUUAUGUGAGACAAUUAGCAAGACAUAAGAGGUUUGAAGUGAUACUUUGUUGAAUUGAGAGAUACAGCUGUGAAUCAUUAAGGUAGCAGUGAAGUGAAAUAUAAUGUUCCUUUAUAAUCGGGCUAAUUGAGAGCGCAUACAAAGAAAAUAAAAAGGUCCCAGUAUCGACCCCUGAGGGACUCCACAAAUUACUAAGUGGUGAAGGGAAGAAUUUCCAUUAAUUAUGAUAUGGAGCGUGCACAGUUUUGUCUGUCACCUCCUAAUCCUUGUUUUUAUAAGCACUUCUAAUGUUAAAAGGUGUUUUACUUUCUCAGCAGGAUAUUUAGUCCUGGAGGGUUAUGGUGGUCCAGGGGAGAGCAGCACCGAUGAUGACAUCUUGGCAUCGACCACAGGGAAGCAGCUGCGCACGUCACAAGGCUGCGCAGCCGACUCUGGUAUCAACUUAAGGUUUUCCUCAACAUCACAAGCCGGCAGCCUCUCCUCUUUUAGUAGACAGGUCCUGUCUCACCUAAGAAACCUUCAGUCCAACCUCAACUAUCUGAAGGUAUCUUGACAGUUGAUAUGCUCGACAACAUGCAUACGGAUAAAAGUUUUCUCUUUUUGACACAUGGUUGUCGAAUUAGUUUCAUAACCUUGCAUUGAAUUGUGUUUCUUUUGAAGGAGGUGGAGGCAAAGUACAAUAAUCUACUACGCCAAAGGCCAGAGAGGGCAGCAGCAGACACACAUGGAAACAAAGGUAUCUCAAUUCACGCUCACUCUCAGCAGAUAUAUAAGAAAAUUUCAUUUGUGAGCUAUUCCCUGUCUGUGUCCUUUUUUUUAACUCUUACAAUCUAAUUUUCUCCGCAGAUAAAAGAUAGUGGAAGUCGUGCUUCAGUUUACGGUUCUGGUCCACACAAAGAGGAAGUACUGACCGGCAGUCUGUUCCAACUUCUCAUGUCCUGGACUUUUUAGGACAUCCUAUAAGCUUGUCCUCUCACUGCUGAGCCCCUCCUGUUUUCUAUCGCCGUUCCCCUACGGUCGCCACAGAGAAUGAAAGACUUGAGUGAAAGCGGAAUCAUUUGAAGGGGGUGGGGGGGGAGUCAUCUCCGUGAUGCUGUGUCCCCCCCCCCUUCAUUCAGCACAAGGCAAUCAGGGAAGUGGGAAUGCCCCCUAUCCUCACCCAUCCAUCAUCUAACAACCAUUUUCCUGGAUCUCCUUGCAAGAAAGAGAACUCAUACCAAAAUGUACAAAGAUGUGUGUUUAGAAUAUAUAUAUAUGAAACACGAAACAAGAAAAGGAAAAUUUUAAGAUAAUGUAUUAAGAUUUUUUUUAUCCCAAGAUGUAUUUAUUUUCUUUCUUUUCAUUUUUUAAAGUGUUUCCCACAUUGCUUGCAUGCUUUUGGCCAUGGUGUUCACCUUUUUGGCUGCUUCUCCUGCUUCAGUCAUACAGGGUCAGUGUGAGUGUUGAGUGCACGCUAGCAUGCAAGCAAUGCUAGCCUAGCAUACCCUGAUUAAAAAGGCAGGAAUAUAUUCAGACUGAUAGAGGCCAGAGUUGCACUGGUGAUAGAAAGAUCCCAUUGUGUUUAAAAACUCUUGAAUUGUGUUGAAGUCUAGAAUUUCAGAUGAAUUCUAGGUUUGGUGUAAACUAGAAUGAAGAGUCUGAAGGCUCUGAUCUGGUCCUGUUGCAUUUCUGUGCUGCCUCCUUUCUUCUCCUCCUCACUGUGAGAUGUAUUUUGUCUCCUCUUGGCUCCUCUUUUCCCUUGUGUUUGAUUCUGCCACUUCUUUCACCUCCGAACACUUAUGGGUGUCAUCCUUUUUUUCUUUUUCUCACAGCCCAGUGGCUUUCCUGCUUAUUUAUCCCCUCCCCACACAUAUGUCAUGCUGCUUUGUCUGCCUUUGGGUAUCUUUCCCCUUUCCCCCUCUUGUACAAGGAGUGCCCAUGCUCUUUCUGCAUCAGCUGCUGACAGAAAUGCUGCUUCUUUCUGCUGCUGUUGGCAAUGCUGAUCUGACUGCCUGAUACUCUAAUAAUGUCAUGAAGUUCAACAUAUACUGUAAAAUGAUCAAGUUGAAAGGUUAUGCAUAACUUUAAUAAAUAAAUGGUGCCAUGACACAUUCAAAAAUGGAAA